AAAAACCUUGCAAUCCGCAUUUGCAUGGGUGAAGUCGUGAAGAAGCAGAGCCUAACCCGCCAGGCUAUGCAGAAGCCCAAAAGCUGGGCGGUAAAAUGACCCACGGGAAGGCCAUGUUUAGUUACGCGACUACCGACUUACGACGCCUAGUGUGGACGUCCAUGGCGGUGCUUCUGAUACUAACGGGAGUGACAACUCUGAUAGUGUGGUUAGUUUAUAGUCCCCACAAGCCUCGAUUCACGGUGGUGGGUGCGGCCAUCUACGAUCUCAACACUACCUCCCCACCUAUCAUCUCCACCACCAUGCAGUUCACCAUCGUCACUCGCAACCCAAAUCGCCGGGUCUCCAUUUACUACGACCGCCUCUCGGCCUUCAUCUCCUACCGGAACCAGGAGAUCACGCUCCCGACCGAGUUACCGCCACUGUUCCACGAGCGGCACAGCACGGUGACGCUGUCGCCGAUAUUGGGGGGAGGAGCAGUGCCGGUAUCGAUGGAAGUGGAGAAUGGACUGGUGAUGGACGAGGCCUAUGGGGUUGUGGGACUGAGGUUGGUGCUUCUGGGGAGGUUAAGGUGGAAGGCUGGGCCCUUCAGGAGUGGUCACUACGGAGUGUAUGUGAAAUGCGAUAUGUUGGUGGGUCUGAAGAAGGGCUUUGUUGGUCAGGUGCCUCUGCUUGGAUCUCCUGGUUGCAGCGUCGAUAUAUGAUGAUGACUCCUGUUAGUAACGUAAGCUCUCUUAAUUUUCUUCCUUUAAUUAGGCUAGCUCUUCUUGCUUUUUAAUUAGCAGUAGUUGUUACCUCGCCUUCAAUUUGCGAAUUUCUUUCUGUUUCUCUUCUGGAUCCAUCUCCCAAUCCUAGUAGAAGAAAAGAGUAUGAGGUAGAUUACACAGCGAAUAAAGAAAUAAUAAUCAACACUGUUCAUUAACCAUAAUGGAAAGAGUACGUUGUGCCCUCCUGCUGCUAA
Messenger RNA from Macadamia integrifolia, 961 nucleotides. Its product is annotated as NDR1/HIN1-like protein 1. The coding region runs from base 96 to 704 and encodes 202 amino acids. Gene Ontology annotation, biological process: defense response to other organism. NCBI's taxonomy places the organism in Eukaryota, Viridiplantae, Streptophyta, Magnoliopsida, Proteales, Proteaceae. The transcript has a single exon. The record is from RefSeq and is a predicted model, not a curated record.